AUGUUUCAUCGCAAAGUCGUUCUACAUCCUGACGACACUGUGGUCAAAUUUGGGAAGCGCAUCGCCAUUGGGGAGGCAGAGGCGCUCAAGGUCGCCGCGCUUGCCGGAAUCCCCACCCCUCUGUUUCUUGAGGUAAACACAACUCCCGAAGGCCAAAGCAUUCGUAUGAGCUACGUCCAUGGGGAAUCUCUUGAUACUCUGUGGCCCAGCAUGACGGUUGACCAGAAGAAGGACAUAGCGAGGCAGCUUCGGGUAAUCGUCGAACAGAUGCGCUCUGUGGCUCCGCCAGCCACUCUCAUCGGCGCUUGUGAUGGUACUGAGAUUCGCGACACGAGGGUACAUUUCACGUAUCACUCGCCGCCGUGUCAAGAUGAAAAGGCCUUCAAUGACUAUCUCUCAGCAGCUCUCAGCGAGCAUACGCCUCCGCUUGUACGGGAGGCAUUUACUCGCCGAUUGCGAACCUACCAUCGCGUUGUCCUUACUCACUGCGACUUGGCACCUAGGAAUAUCAUGGUACAAAAUUGGAAAAUCCAGGGACUUGUGGACUGGGAGGAUAGCGGGUGGUAUCCGGAAUAUUGGGAGUAUGUCAAAUUCUUCCAACGCCCCGCAGACAAAGACUGGAAGCUGUACGCGCAGGAGAUUUUCCCCGAGUUGUACCAUGAGGAACUGGUCACGUUCAUCGCAAUGUCAAGAUUUCAGAAUACGUAG
This is a messenger RNA of Clonostachys rhizophaga, 708 nucleotides long. Lineage: Eukaryota; Fungi; Ascomycota; Sordariomycetes; Hypocreales; Bionectriaceae. The record is from the annotation of a GenBank genome assembly.